UGGACACUCACUCCAUCCAUUUGCAAGUCCGGUCUGCCAUGUGUUGCCCGGUGACGUGCUUUUGUUUUUCUUCAGUUGAUCUUUCCCCAGAUCCGGCCCGUUCCACCUUGAUGGCCCGGCUAUGGUUUGCUUUUUGGUGCGCUUACAUAAUAUGGGUUGCAUUCGACAUCUCCCGCUGCUCGGUUCUGUGGUCUUGGCAAGCCGGCCUUGACAGCUGCUGGCCCCGAGUCUAGCCGUUUGUCGGGUGGCCGGCACUUUGUUUUCGUCAUUCGAUAGUACCGCGGAUGUACCCCGGGUCCCGUCUCUGUCUGUGCCUUUUUCUGACUUGUGGCCGGUGCAUAGGUUGGAUUGAGCACUAACAACUACUUGCGACACCACCAAGCGACGCCGAUAUACACGCCUUCCGUCCACCCCCCCUCCGCCCAAACCACCGACCGUCACAAUGGCCUCCAUUGCUCGCUGCCUCCGGAUUGCUCGUCCUUCCGUCGUUUCUGCUUUCGCCCAGAGCUCCGUCCGCAUUGCGCGUCCCUUCUCUGUUACUGCCAACAAUGAGCUAAGGAAGUACACCCGCGAGCACGAGUGGAUCGAGCUCUCCGACGACAAGAAGACUGGUUACGUUGGCAUCAGCUCCUACGCCGCCAAGGCCCUCGGCGACGUCGUCUUCGUCGAGCUCCCCGAGGAGGGCAAGGAGGUCCACGCUGGCGAUGCCCUUGGCGCCGUCGAGUCCGUCAAGUCUGCCGCCGACAUCAACGCCCCCGUCAGCUGCAAGGUCAUUGCUAGCAACUUGACCCUCGAGGAGAGCCCUUCGACCAUCAACAAGGUUCCCGAGGACCACUCUGCCAGCGGCGGUUGGGUCGCCAAGGUCCAGGUUACCGACCAGGGCAUUGCCGAUCUCGAGAAGCUCAUGGACGAGGAGGCCUACAAGGAGUUCACUGCCGCCGAGGACCACUAAACAUAACGCAAGAGAUUCAAAAUCAUGGGGGGCGCCGCUUGACGGGAAAAAGAUUAAUGACGCUUGGUGUAUAUUGGCUAUUUAUGACGGAACCCGGGGAAAUGGUUACGGGGAUCAACUCAAUUUCGGACAGUUCAACCUGCUUUUAGACAAACGACAUGGGGGGCCCAACAAAGUACGCCUAAAGAAGUAUUUUGUCAUAUCAUCACACGGCGAAGGGCGGUGUUUGGUAGUUUUAUGCAUACAUCGAAUUGGAGUUAAAUCGGGAUAAGCAUGCAUGCAAUGGAACGCAUCAGAGUAUCAUACCAAGAUUAUGUACAUGCAUGGAAAACAUUCAGCAGAUCGUAGAAACCCACGGUUGCGCCUCGCAUACCUCUCAACUUUUGGUUCGCCCGCAAAAAAAACCUCGCGCCAUCUUUUCAUCCUUCUCUAUCGUACACAAAACACCAUCAGAGAACAAACAUUCAGAGAUCACCAAUCUUGAGUGCACCCCCCGAGGCACGACCCUGGUUGACAAAGUCCAGAAUCUUCUGCGCGCCCCUCUUAGCCAGAUCCUCCGCCAGCUUCUGACCCAU
Molecule: messenger RNA, 1527 nt
Organism: Neurospora crassa OR74A
Lineage: Eukaryota; Fungi; Ascomycota; Sordariomycetes; Sordariales; Sordariaceae
Product: glycine cleavage system H protein
Exons: 2
Coding region: 443-952 (169 amino acids)
Biological process (GO): glycine decarboxylation via glycine cleavage system; protein lipoylation
Cellular component (GO): mitochondrion; glycine cleavage complex; cytoplasm
Source: RefSeq, a predicted model, not a curated record